AUGUCCUCGCUACGGACUUUAAGCGCCAUCCUCUACCUCGCCGUCUUCGCGGCUGGAACAAACCCCUCUUUCAACCUCGCCGAGGGCCUCGUCGACGGACAAGCUGGCAACGACGCAUGCCGCGAUGCCUUCAGCACCGACGUCGCGUGCGGGCCAGAACUGAACAAGCUCAUAAAACCCCGCUCCAUGUACCGUGAGGGAAGCCGUCUCCCCACCGAUGACGACCUGGACCCCUUCUGCACCGACUCAUGUUAUGUGAGCCUACUCGAGUAUCGGCAGUCCGUGAAGAGCAACUGCGGGGAUGCAGUGUACAAGGGGCCUGGCGCCGGACGGCCCUGGAAGCCUUAUCAUCGCGCCGAGUUGGCUCUCUUUGCGUACAAACGCAGAUGUCUCAAGAACCCUGAUGGCCAAUACUGCAACGUCUUGGGGGAGAAGGGCCUCCCCCGCGUCUUGACCGACCUGCGAUGCGACGGGUGCUGGUCUAGGAUGCUUCAUCUCGAGGCUACAUGCCCCCUCAACCCAAGAGCCUCAGAAAGGGCUACUCAACUUUACGCUUUUCAACGUUCAUACUGCCCACCCGAAGGAAAUUCGUUUAGAGUGACGGAUUGCUGGCGCGGAGGAGGAGACUGCACAUGCAAGCAUCUCAUCCACGUCAAACCAGAAGACACCUGGCUGAGCCUGUCCCUGGAGCACGGCGUCACGACGCGCGACCUGAGCAGUAACAACGGCCUCGACUUUGUCCCCGGGAACCUCCACCGCUUCGGCCUGCUCUGCAUCCCCAGCCCAUGCCGCCUCCACGCCAUCGAGAUGGGUGACACGUGCGAGUCGAUCGCCGCCGCCGCGGGCGUUGAGAGGGGCGAGCUGGUGGACUGGAACCCUUAUAUAGAGUCUAGGUGUGACAAUCUCUCUUUCAGGGCUGGGGAGACGAUUUGUGUGUCGGAGCGGUAUGUUGAGGGUAGGUCUGAUGAGGAGGCGAGGAGGAAGAAGGGUGCUCAUGGUGACUCUCCAUUUGAUGUCGACCCAGAUCAGGAUGUCUUGGUGCCGGAUGACCUGUGA
This is a messenger RNA of Fusarium keratoplasticum, 1056 nucleotides long. RefSeq lists its product as uncharacterized. Bases 1 to 1056 code for a protein of 351 amino acids. Lineage: Eukaryota; Fungi; Ascomycota; Sordariomycetes; Hypocreales; Nectriaceae. The transcript has 3 exons. The record is from RefSeq and is a predicted model, not a curated record.